UAGAGAAUGAACUGAAUGGAUAGUGAAGAUCAAGUUCCUUCCUCUCACUUUUGUUCCCUUUUCUCUCCACAGGAACUUUUUACACCUGAAUGCAAGUUUAAAGAAUCUGUUUUUGAAAAUUAUUAUGUAAUCUACUCCUCCAUGCUGUACAGACAACAGGAAUCUGGUAGAGCCUGGUUUUUGGGAUUAAAUAAGGAAGGGCAAGCUAUGAAAGGAAACAGAGUAAAGAAAACCAAACCAGCAGCUCAUUUUCUACCCAAGCCAUUGGAAGUUGCCAUGUACCGAGAACCAUCUUUGCAUGAUGUUGGGGAAACAGUCCCGAAGCCCGGGGUGACGCCAAGUAAAAGCACAAGUGCGUCUGCAAUAAUGAAUGGAGGCAAACCAGUCAACAAGAGAGGAUAA
Cebus imitator (Panamanian white-faced capuchin) is the source of this 402-nucleotide messenger RNA. Its product is annotated as fibroblast growth factor 14-like. Gene Ontology annotation, cellular component: cytoplasm. NCBI's taxonomy places the organism in Eukaryota, Metazoa, Chordata, Mammalia, Primates, Cebidae. Gene Ontology annotation, molecular function: fibroblast growth factor receptor binding; growth factor activity. The record is from RefSeq and is a predicted model, not a curated record. Bases 16 to 402 code for a protein of 128 amino acids. The transcript is spliced from 3 exons. Gene Ontology annotation, biological process: positive regulation of gene expression; regulation of cell migration; animal organ morphogenesis.